UUUUUUAGGUUGUACCCAAGGCCAGGAGUUAAAUCCAGGAUGUCCGAGUUGGAAUGGGUGCAUUUGGAAGAGUACAACGAAACGGACAACCACACCAUCGAUUGUACGAUCGUCGGCCCGGAAGGGCUCCUGUCCAGCGGGUAUUUCCAGACGGCCGUUUACUGUCUUUACAUCGUGAUUUUUGUGAUAGCACUGUGCGGAAACGGGCUCGUCUGUUAUGUCGUACAAAGCAGCCCGCGGAUGAGGACGGUAACGAAUUUCUUCAUCGGUAACCUCGCGGUCGGUGACAUAUUCAUGGCGUUGUUGUGCGUGCCGUUUUCCUGCGUACCUAACCUUUUGCAGUACUGGCCGUUCGGUCUACAGUUCUGCAGGCUCGUGAGCUACAGCCAAGCUGUAUCUGUAUUGGUAUCUGCGUAUACACUUGUAGCCAUCAGUGUCGACAGAUAUAUGGCGAUACUUUGGCCGCUCAAACCAAGGAUGUCCAAAUCAAUGGCGAAACUGAUCAUACUGACAGUUUGGCUGAUCGCCGUCGCCACAGCACUGCCUAUAUCUUAUGUGACCAAAUUGAAAAAACCGUUAAAUUCCCCAUGGCACGAAGAGUGUGACAGGUAUGUCUGUGCUGAAGUGUGGAAUUCGAACGACGCUCGCCAUCUCUACUCGUAUUCACUGCUGAGCCUCCAGUACGUAGUUCCGCUUCUGGUGCUCCUCUACACCUACACCAGCAUAGCUGUUGUAGUUUGGGGUAAAUCAACGCCCGGCGAGGCCGAGACAUCGAGAGAUAUGAGAAUGGCCAAAUCAAAAAGAAAGAUGAUUAUAAUGAUGGUGACAGUGGUCGUUGUUUUCACUAUUUGCUGGCUGCCUUUCAACAUUUUAUUGUUGGUUUGGGAAGCAAAUCCAAACAUUGAGCUUUGGCAGGGUCUUCCAUUUCUUUAUUUUGCCCUUCACUGGCUUGCAAUGUCGCACGCCUGCUACAACCCGCUCAUUUACUGCUGGCUGAACGCCAGGUUUCGGUCUGCGUUUUGCUUGACACUGAAGAAACUAUCAUGCAAAAGAAAACCGCCACCCGACCAGCUCUUGCACCGAAUUAACACUUGCACGACAUACAUCAGCAUGCAUCGAGCCAAACACCGGAGUAAAAGUAGCUGCCUAGAACAACAAAUUUAAAAAAAUCCUUUUUAUUUCCAAUGUAUCAAAAAAAACUUGUACAUAUUUGUAAACAUAUUUUCAUUUUUGAUAUAGAAACAUCAAUUUAGAAACAGUCAGUUGCUAUUUCUUUCUUUAAAAAAAAUCUAUUCAUCAGUAAUGGCUGUGAUAGUACAUUAGAAUAGAUUUUGUGUACAAAUAUUAAACAUAAUUUAAUACAAUGUGAAUCUAGGUGGUCUGUGGUUGUUGACAAACCAAUCUAGCAUUAAAAAAAUAGUUUCACCAUUCAUUUUCUACCUG
Molecule: messenger RNA, 1443 nt
Organism: Cimex lectularius (bed bug)
Lineage: Eukaryota; Metazoa; Arthropoda; Insecta; Hemiptera; Cimicidae
Product: RYamide receptor
Exons: 5
Coding region: 40-1164 (374 amino acids)
Biological process (GO): G protein-coupled receptor signaling pathway
Cellular component (GO): plasma membrane; neuron projection
Molecular function (GO): neuropeptide binding; neuropeptide Y receptor activity
Source: RefSeq, a predicted model, not a curated record